Cercopithifilaria johnstoni is the source of this 1362-nucleotide messenger RNA. The record is from the annotation of a GenBank genome assembly. NCBI's taxonomy places the organism in Eukaryota, Metazoa, Nematoda, Chromadorea, Rhabditida, Onchocercidae.
AUGAUUCAAAAAGUUCAACGUAACGUAUGGCGACAAGCACGCGACUAUAUGCGAUCAUAUUCACGAUCCUAUACUGAUGCACAGCUUCGAUCUAACGAACAAUCUUGUGUAGUUGCAGAUCGAGCGAUCGCUCGAAUUGACAUCGCACAUUUACCAGCUAAUUGUCCAACCGAGGAUUAUUAUGCAGCUGCAAAAUGUCUUUCAUCCGAAACCUUCCUCUUUGGUGUAUUUGAUGGACAUGGUGGCAAUGCAUGCAGCCGUUAUAUUUCAACACGGCUAUUUGAUUACAUAUCCGCUUCUGAGUUGAAACAACAUAUUGUCACCGACUUACCCAUUAGAAAUAGAUUACAUUGGUUUUUCACUAAUGGUGAUUUACUCGAUGAAAUAUAUAGAGAAAAACAUUUGAAAAACGUUGAAAUUUUUCAUAAAGAAACAGUGAGCGAUUCGAAAUUGACAACAGUGAAGAAAGCUUUAGAAGUCUCUUUUUGUGCGUGUGACAAUGCUUUGUCCGCUAAUGCAUUGGACGAAAGGCAUAGUGAAUUGUCAAAGCAAUAUGCUGAAAUGGUGUUGGCUGGUUCCUGUGCAAUUGUAGCUCACAUUCGUGGUGUAAAUUUGCAUGUGGCAAAUUUGGGUGACAGUGCUGCUGUGCUAGGAUUGCGUAACCAAGGUGUUGUCUCAGCAAUGACUCUUUCAAAGUCACACUGCGUUGAUAAUUCUGAUGAGGUACAGAGAAUCCGAGACGCUCAUCCACAUAGCGAGAUGAAUAAUGUGAUAGUCGGUGGCCGGCUUUUUGGUGAAUUAUUUCCUUUCAGGGCAUUCGGUGGUGUUAGAUACAAAUGGUCAGCUGGGCUACAAAAAGAAAUAUUUGGUUCUAAGUAUCAUUCCCUGCCACAUGGAAUGAACUCACCACCGUACCUUAGCUCUUCACCAGAAGUGUUGUAUCAUAAGUUGACUCCCAAUGAUAACUUCAUGGUGCUUGCCACAGAUGGUCUUUGGGACUAUCUUGACCCCGAUACUGUGGUGCGUCUAGUAUUCGAUCAUACUCUGGAAAUGCAAACUCUUACUUCGCACGCAGGAACUACGUUGAAACAGAUUCACCAAGAUUUAAAGCAACGGUCAUACAGAACAAGUAAGAAACCACUGGAUGAAAACAGCGCUACUCAUUUACUUCGAUAUGCUUUGGGUGGUCCUGGAGAAGUUUCGGCUCAGUAUAUACGGCUAACCAAAAUGCUGCAAUUACCAUCUGGUAUAACACGUAGGUACAGGGAUGAUAUCACUAUUAUUGUCAUACAUUUCAACCAAAAAUAUCUUGAUCACCCAGAAACACAUGGAUGUUCCAAGAUCCAAUCUAGAACUCCAUAA